AUGAGUGCUCAAAGUGGAUGUGUGAGCUGUAAUGGGGGAUCUGAAUUGUAUGAUGUUAAGCAUGAUGCUGAUUGUUCAGAAGAAGAUGCACAGAUCCAAUUGGCUCCUCAUGUUCAGGCAUAUUUGGCACACAAUAAUUCUACAACCAACUGCUGUGGAUUCGCCAUUCCUAUUGCAUUUGAAAGAGCUGCCCCUGGAACCUGGUGGAAUCCCAGAUUUGAUUCAGAAAUCCUUGAAGGACAAUAUAGGAGCAGUUCCUUUAGACAAAUUAGAUUAAGAUUUAGAUUUGCACUUUUAUACAUUUUAAUAUUUUCUAUAUCAUGGUUUGUUUACUUUGUUGUUCUUGGCUUACAUGGUGUAACAGUAAAGUGGUCAUUUCUAUGUUCAAUAUUUUCUGGAGUUGUCUUGAUAACUUGUGUGAUGCUGUUUGUCACAUUUACAGAUCUUUAUAAGAUCUUCACAUUUAAACUCUCUUUGGUUAUGGCACUGGCUCUGUGUACUCUCAGCCUGUCUCUUGUUACUUUGACAACACAAUUGGAAACAUCUGUGUCCCAAGUGGCAGAUAUAAGUCAAUCAGGGCAUUUUACAAUUUCUGUUGAAAUUCUACUUAUCAUAUAUACACUGACACCGUUGCCACUGUUUGCCUGUGUUAUUAUAGGAAUAUUAUACUCAAUUGCAUUUGAAAUUUUAAAUAUAGUUCUGCAUCUAUCUGACCAAGAAUGGCAAUAUCCUGGAAUGUUUGUAAGAGUUUUACUCCAACUUUGCGUGCACAUAAUUGGUGUGCAUAUUUAUUUGAUGACAUUUGUUAGAAUGCGUGGCACAUUUAUGAAAGUAGGACAGAGUUUGUUAGUAAGAAGGCAGCUGGAGAUGGAAAAGCUACUAAAAGAAAAAAUGAUACACUCUGUGAUGCCUCCAAAACUUGCCAGUUGGCUGAUGGAAGAACAAGUUUUAGAUUGUGAGACAAAUUUCAAGUCUCCACUUAAUCCAAGAACGUCAAAUCCUGGAGCUUCUGACAUCAAGUCUCUAUUCAGACCUUUUAAUAUGAGUUGUAUGGAAAAUGUCAGUAUAUUGUUUGCUGAUAUUGUGGGUUUUACAAGGAUGUCUAGUAACAAAGGUGCUGAAGAAUUAGUAAAUAUAUUGAAUGAUUUGUUUGAAAAAUUUGAUGAACUAUGCCUCAUUCAUGGUUGCGAAAAGAUAUCCACUCUGGGAGAUUGUUACUACUGUGUCUCUGGGUGUCCAGAGCCAAGACCUGAUCAUGCAGCAUGCUGUGUGGAAAUGGGUUUAGGUAUGAUAGAAGCUAUACAAGAGUUUGAUAGAGAGCGUGGUGAGGGUGUUAAUAUGAGAGUUGGAGUUCAUACUGGUACAGUUUUAUGUGGAAUUGUUGGUACACGUAGGUUUAAAUUUGAUGUGUGGAGUAAUGAUGUGACUUUCGCAAAUAAAAUGGAAUCAACAGGCCAACCUGGUAGAGUGCAUAUAUCAGAAGAAACAAGUAAAUUUCUAGGUGGUUCCUAUGUUUUAGAAGAAGGCGACGAGGUAUUUGGUCAUAAAACUUACUUCAUUGAGGGGCGUCAGCUAAACUCUCCAUAUGAUCAUGAUCAGUGUAUUACACCUUCGAAUCCUAUUAACCUUCGCCUUAUUAUAUCUCCUGCAGUCUCGCCGCAGUCCAACCUUUCCUUUAACCACUCUCCCUUGCCACUUUCUAUGAGAACACAUGAUGUAUUCAAUGAUGACAAGAAUGGCACAAGCAAUAAUUUCCUAUCCCCUAAUCCAUUAAAAUUUCGUACGAAGGCAAGUUCCCUGCCCAGUAUUCUGGAUUCUGAUGCAGAGUUAGAUGAGAAAAGGGAAAAAGGUUUUGUGGAAGAAAAUGAUGAUUCAUCAAAAAGCCCAACUUCAGUUGGGAGUUACGGCAAAUAUACUAAUAAACUGAAAAAUUGGAAGGUACCCAGGUUUCUUAGGAAACAUUCGGACACACCGCUCCAUGAGAUGAAGAAGCAGAAUUUCAGCGACAAAACUAUACAUUUUCUAGAAAGGGGCGAUGAAAACAUUUCUCAGUCGAACAAUGGCUACCGUCAAGUGCCUAUCGUGAUAGAAUCUCCAGACAAUAAGACGCACAGGCCUGCUCAAAGUAGUAGUAAGAUUCAUAUACCACAGGGUCAAGAGACGGCUUCGUUUGAGAAGGAGAUUAUCGAUAUCCGAUCGUAUUUAAGUCAGUCUAGAUGUAAUAUGUCGCCAUUUGCUAGAAGCAGCAGUUACCGAUCGCAGUACGGACGGCCGAAUAUCGAGAAUCCAGUGUGUCGAGCACGUAGUUCGACUCUGGCAACACAGGCAGAGUUAAUGCGGCCAAAAGACCGUCGGCUAAAUCUUCCCAUACCGUCUACACAAUCUCCUCGCGUACAGGACGACAUCGUUAGUCUAUGCCCGUCCGUCAACAGUAGAAAAGAUUCUGGCAUUAGGAGCACUAGUCGGAGGUCCAGCAUACAACAACAGAUUUUCGCACUCAAUCAGGCCGCGCUAGCAACGUCACAGAAUGAUAUAAUGCAGCAUAGAGUAUCUGGUUAUUACACGUCAAGCCAGUCCUCCUUAAAUGAACUGGCUUCAAAGAGUCGACUACCAGCGCCACUGAAUGAGCAACAGAUGCAAUCUCUGCAGAAGCUACGAAAACAAUCUGACCUUCAGCUUAUUCGAUGCGUUCAAGACAAUUCUAGAUCAGGAAUAAGCUAUUUCGUUCAGCCACCUUUAAAUAGGUUCACACUAUUCUUUAAAUCGCCAGAAAUGGAAAGGCAUUACAGGGACAUGGCUCACAGAAGCGACGACAGUGAAGAUUUUCCGCCUACCCUCACUACAUCUAGAUUUAAUACCGCCCUAGAUAUCCUUGUAUCAGUAAUCAUUUUCAUAGCGGUUACUAUGUCUAUAUUUAUACUAUACUGUGAAUGGCGGCGAUCGCUUGGUUGGGUUAUAUUCUUUUUCCUUAUAGAAACUUUGGCCAUGUCGCUUUGUAUAUAUCGCCAUUACUUAAAGUAUAAAACGAAGAACGAGCCUCUGGUAACGAAUACGAUUCGGCGAUCAGUUAAAAUAUUUAGGAAGCUGUCCGACUGGCUCCCCUGGCAUUUGUCUGGUAGUCUCUUGAUUAGUAUACCUAUUUUGGCCGUCCUCAUAAACUUUUCAUGCAAAAGCACUACAAUGACAAUCUUAAAAGGGGAACAAUCUUUUUAUGUGUACCUUCUUUGCAUCGGAAUAGUGCAGUUCUGUAAUUUCACUCAGAUGAGUUGGCUCGUUAAAAAUACUCUAGUGACGCUGUAUGCAGGCCUCUUCUUAUUUUUCACCGUGUUAGGUUGUCGCGAGGUUAGUACUGAGUUAAUUGACGAAGAUAUUAGUUUAAGUCCACAAAUUGUUGGUCACAACACCACCUUUUUGAACAUGAUGAACACAUCUUUUGACGGCUGGUUGGGAAGUAACGGUACGGAAGGAUUUGUAGGCGUACGACAUAAAAUGCACUUGACAGAAUUGUACUUGGAUAUCGCCCUGCUGCUGAUGCUUGUUUGGUUCUUAAAUAGAGAAUUUGAAAUCAGUUACCGACUAAGUUUCUAUAGCAAUGUUGUUGCGAAUCUCGAUAAGCAGAAGGUCCAGAACAUGAGGAAUCAAGCGGACUGGCUGCUGCAUAAUAUCAUACCGCGCCACGUGGCUGAUCAAUUGAAAAACACCGCAAAGUAUUCUGAAAAUCACAAAGACGUGGGGAUUAUAUUUGCGAGUAUAGUGAAUUUUAAUGAGAUGUAUGACGAGUCUUACUUAAGGGGAAAGGAAUAUUUGCGAGUGCUUAACGAACUGAUCGCUGAUUUUGAUGAAUUAUUAGAAAGACCACAAUUUCAACACGUUGAAAAAAUAAAGACGAUCGGCAGUACAUUUAUGGCUGCCAGCGGUCUGAACCCCGACUUGCGGUACGCAUCUCGCGGCACUUACGACCACUUGUAUCAGUUGAUGGACUUUGCACUUGAAAUGCAGAAAGUCGUUGAUAAUUUCAAUCAGGAUUUACUUGAAUUCGAUUUUAUACUUCGGAUUGGCUACAACUUCGGUGACGUCACGGCUGGCGUUAUAGGCACCACGAAGCUGUAUUACGAUAUAUGGGGUGAUGCGGUUAAUAUAGCAUCGAGAAUGGAUUCUACUGGCGUCGCUAAGCGCAUCCAGGUUGGUGAGGCCUGUAUUUCCGUGUUGUCCGCAAAAUAUGAGUUCGAACCUCGUGGCAGCGUCUAUGUUAAAGGUAAGGAUAACAUGAACGUAUACCUCGUUUCGGGUAAGAAGGACAUCUAG
Parnassius mnemosyne (clouded apollo) is the source of this 4305-nucleotide messenger RNA. NCBI's taxonomy places the organism in Eukaryota, Metazoa, Arthropoda, Insecta, Lepidoptera, Papilionidae. The record is from the annotation of a GenBank genome assembly.